This is a messenger RNA of Jatropha curcas, 1680 nucleotides long. RefSeq names its product protein ABIL2. The record is from RefSeq and is a predicted model, not a curated record. NCBI's taxonomy places the organism in Eukaryota, Viridiplantae, Streptophyta, Magnoliopsida, Malpighiales, Euphorbiaceae.
GAUCGCACCACCACAUGGAUGAGGUGGCCAUUUCUUGCAUAUUAGAGAGUAGAUAAACCACUCUUCUUCUCCAAUCUACUGCUUUACAGUUAAAGAAAAGAAAAACUGUUAGUAUUUUGGUUUCAAACCAGAAGAGAAGUUCAAUUUUCAACCCCAAAAACAAAGCCUUGAGCUUGAGAGUUGAGAUUCCCUUUACCUCAUUGGUUUCUUUUUGUAUAGAUAUUUCUGUUCUCUUCCAAUUAUUGUUAUUAUCAUUAUUCUCUCUCUCUCCCUCACAUAGAGACAUACAGACUAAGAGAUAUAUCGUCUUCUUGUGUAACUUAGUCUAGUGACAUUUCACUGUCAUCUUUUGUCGUUAAUUAAUAAUAGAACAAGAAAAAGAAGAAACACAUUCUUUUCCUCUUUUACGUUGUUAUAUAUAAGGUAAUUUAUAUGGAAAAACGACUUUUACUUCUUAUUGGAAAUGGGUUUUUGGAUUGGGAUUAUUGUUGCUUAGGAACAAGUGUUCAAGACCUGUUGAGCAGCUAAAGAAAGGCAGGUUUCACUGUGAUGGAUGACAAGACUUCGUCUUCUUCUUCAGUUUCUGGUCUUCAAGGUAAAGUUUCAAAUCAGGAUGAACUUUUCAUGCAACAGAGUUUGCUCUUUUCUGAAACACUACAGGAUUUGAAGAAUUUAAGGAAACAACUGUACUCAGCAGCAGAGUAUUUCGAAACAACUUACAGGAAAGAGGACCAGAAACAAAUAGUGGUGGAGACCUUAAAAGAUUAUACCAUCAAAGCUCUGAUCAAUACUAUUGACCAUUUGGGUUCUGUGGCAUACAAAGUUAACAGCUUUUCUGAUGAAAAGCUGAGAGGAGUUUCAGCCUUAGAUCUUCGUUUCACUUGCCUUGAACAGAAACUACGAACAUGCGAAGAAUAUAUAAACCACUCUGGACUUUCUCAACAGUUCUUGAUGGUAGAAACUCCCAAGUACCAUAAAAGAUACAUCUUUCCAGCUGAGGAGACUUUGGAUACCGAAUCAAAAUCUCAUACAAGAAGCUUCAGGGCUGAUUACAACUCAGAACAAUUUAAAAAUGCUGUUCAAGCAACAAUAAAAGGGACCUCUCCAUAUACUUUCAGAGGACAUUCAAGAUUGAAGUCUCCACAGGUUUCAUCAAGACAAGGAACUUUCACAUUUGCAAGUAUAUCGAUCAAUAAAAGACCAGAUAAAAGAGCUUCCUCUCCACAGCGAUUUCCGCUUUUACGAUCUGGAACUCUUCUUCCUAAGAGAUCAAUAUCUCCAAACAAUGCAGGAAAACCCCGGUUUCCUUCCGAGCCUCGGAGAUCGGUUUCAUUGUCGGCAUCAUAUCCUGAAAGAGACCGGGCAAAUGACAUUGAACAAUAUUCUAGCAAAAGCAAACGCCUCUUUAAAGCCUUGCUUAGCAUGCGCAAACCCAGAAAGGAUCGCACAUUGUACAAAUAUUUGGAUGAGGCUUGAAAGAAACUGGAGAAAUGGAAGUAACCAAAGAGAACUUUGUAAUUCUUGGCCAUAUUUUAUAAACUCUUUUGUUUUGAAGCUUCAUUUAAAGUUUGUUGUCCUUGAUGGUAUGCUUGACCUUCUCUUUAUGCAAUUGGGACAAAUAUCCGCUACUCAUCUCAAGUUUUGGUUCGCCAAAUAAAAAACAAUCCAUUCAAUGAGCAA